Messenger RNA from Maniola jurtina (meadow brown), 1180 nucleotides. RefSeq lists its product as uncharacterized. The transcript has 6 exons. Lineage: Eukaryota; Metazoa; Arthropoda; Insecta; Lepidoptera; Nymphalidae. The record is from RefSeq and is a predicted model, not a curated record. Bases 115 to 1128 code for a protein of 337 amino acids.
UGUUAUCGGAAGACUCGAACUCUUCGUCUUAUCUUAUCGUGUCAUUAAUUUGUGGCUAUGUUAAGUACCUACCUAGCUAGAGCAUUUAAUAGAAAAACUAGGAAAUGAAACAAAAUGCUUACCAUGACGAAUCAGGAAAUAUUACAAGAAUAUUCCAAAUCUAUCAACAAACUGAAAAAGGAAAGCAUCAGUGCAGGAAUUAAAGAAGACGAGUUUAAAAAAAUGUAUUUUAAAAGCUUAGAAGAUUUAAAAAUCAAUACAAAUAAUGUUUCGAAAAAUCGCCACAGGUUUUUUAAGAAUAUACUGCUAGUGCUUUUGUGCCUUAGUAUCCUAAUAUUAAUAACUUAUAACUUCAAAACUAUAUAUGGAUGUAUGGUCUGUAAGAUGCAGGAUUAUAUCUAUCCUGGCUUGAGGAUGUUGAGGAAAUUUACAAUUCCAUUCAUUUCAUUAUUCCCUGCUUUAACUGAAUUAUACCAAGAAACAUGUUUGAUACAAAACCCAUACUUCACAGUGGUUGACAUGGACUGCUGGCCGUGCAGCACUGUAAACAAUGUUGGAGAGGUGUUCAACCCACAGCCAGUUCACAAGCAACAGACUGCUCCAUUUAUCUACAAGACUGAUCAAAACGAAAUAAACUUGAAUAAAUUGAAAAAAUUAUAUCUUAGACAUAAGAACUUGUUUGACAAGGAAAGCCCUAAAAUGUUAAUAAACAACCAGUAUUAUUGGACACCACAAGACGUUUUUGGUUCUGAUUUAUUAAAGGAAAAUCUUUACUUGUGGAAAUUCAAUAACUAUAAUGCAGCAAGAAUAUUACGGCAAGUCAUCCCCAGGCCUAAAGUUGUACCAAAAUUUGGUCAAAGUACAGAGAGGUUCAUAAUAAUUGACUCCAACCAUGACAAAUUUCAUAUACCAGAUACAGAGUGCAAUUAUUCUUUUCUGCUUGCACUGAGUGGUUCAAGAAUUAUUGAUUUAAAACCAGCUGAAGAAUGCAAACAUCAAUGUAAAUCUUUUAGGAUGGAAUUAAAACAAUCAUAUUUAUUGUGGUAUAAUUGGUGGUACUGGAGGCCUGUGGUCCAACCUUCAAUAGGAAAUGAAACUUUCAUAGCACAUGUAGGCUCAUAUUGUUAAAAAAAAUAGAUUCUAAUGUAUUCAAUCAAUUAUUAAAAAGACUUUCAUGGAA